UCCACCCGUUACUUCCGCUCCCUGUGAGCAAACCCCGUUGGUUGAUAUUAGAGCUCGGUUUCCGGUUUUUCCUUCUUUUCGGCAGCGGCUUGAAACACGCCAAGAUGCCUCUCGCAAAAGACUUGUUGCACCCAUCCCCCGAGGAGGAAAAGAGGAAGCACAAGAAGAAAAGACUCGUUCAGAGUCCGAACUCCUAUUUCAUGGAUGUGAAGUGCCCAGGUUGUUACAAGAUCACUACUGUAUUUAGCCAUGCACAGACAGUCGUGUUGUGUGUUGGCUGCUCAACAGUGCUGUGUCAACCCACUGGAGGCAAAGCUAGGCUCACAGAAGGGUGCUCAUUCAGACGAAAGCAGCAUUAGAAUGCUACGGUUUCUGGAAGAUGCUGUACAGGAUUCAGAUUAUGGAUCUCUUGGAAUAAAGGCUGUUUGGUGCAGUCCAACCCAAUGGGACCUGGAUCGUCUAUCAGUAAUUGAUUAAUGAAAUUUCAUGUGG
This is a messenger RNA of Erpetoichthys calabaricus (reedfish), 492 nucleotides long. RefSeq names its product 40S ribosomal protein S27. The record is from RefSeq and is a predicted model, not a curated record. The transcript is spliced from 4 exons. The coding region runs from base 105 to 359 and encodes 84 amino acids. Gene Ontology annotation, biological process: ribosomal small subunit assembly; translation. Gene Ontology annotation, molecular function: structural constituent of ribosome; RNA binding. Gene Ontology annotation, cellular component: cytosolic small ribosomal subunit; ribosome. Lineage: Eukaryota; Metazoa; Chordata; Cladistia; Polypteriformes; Polypteridae.